AUGAAGGACGACGCAGAGGAUGGCAGCACUGGACGGGAAAGGACGAUCGCAGCAAGCAAUGACCAAUUUUCAACGAUCGCAAUCAAAAAAAAAUCAAACUCUUUCGAUCAGCCCUCUUGCAAGCAGAAAGCAGCGGGCAAGAUGCCGAGAACUGAUAUGAACAGCAGCGAGCGCGGUCGAGAAGAGCCGCUGUUCCAGAAUAACAGCGGCAUCUCAACGACCGUACCGGGUCCGAAAUGGGAAAGUGGCGCUUUAUCGAAUCCUCAGUCAAGAACUGGGGAUUAA
Molecule: messenger RNA, 285 nt
Organism: Gongylonema pulchrum
Lineage: Eukaryota; Metazoa; Nematoda; Chromadorea; Rhabditida; Gongylonematidae
Source: the annotation of a GenBank genome assembly